This is a messenger RNA of Hordeum vulgare subsp. vulgare (domesticated barley), 1242 nucleotides long. Its product is annotated as DAR GTPase 2, mitochondrial. Gene Ontology annotation, cellular component: mitochondrion. The record is from RefSeq and is a predicted model, not a curated record. The transcript is spliced from 8 exons. NCBI's taxonomy places the organism in Eukaryota, Viridiplantae, Streptophyta, Magnoliopsida, Poales, Poaceae. The coding region runs from base 9 to 1130 and encodes 373 amino acids. Gene Ontology annotation, molecular function: GTP binding; GTPase activity.
CGUCUGCAAUGGCAAGAGCAGCGGCGGCGGAGGCCUUCUCGCGGCGCCUGGGCGCGGCCGUGCGCGGCCUCUCCGGCGCAUGGUACAACCGUCACAUGGCCGCCGCCGACCGCGCAAUCCGCGCCCGACUUCCCCUCGUCGACCUCGUCCUCGAGGUCCGCGACGCCCGCGUACCCGCCUCCUCGGCGUUCGAGCUUCUCCACCGCCGCUCCCCGGAGGAGCCCGACGUGCGUCGGCUCGUCGCGCUCAACAAGGCCGACCUGGCAGAUCCGUCCGAAACCGAGAAGUGGGUAGCGUUCAUGAAGCAAAGGGGCUGCUCGUGCAUCGCGGUCAAUUCACACAGCAGGGAAAGCAUCAAUGAGCUGUUGAAUGCUGUGCGGGGGAGGAUCAGGGAAAUCAAGCUCGGGGUGAGUGACUGCACCGGAACUGUUCUCUUUGUCGGUAUCCCUAACGUUGGCAAGUCGGCCAUGAUCAAUGCGAUGCAUCAAAUUGGGAGGAUUGGGGCAGCAGAGAAGGGGAAGCUCAAGCAUGCCAUCGUCAGCAGCCAUCCAGGUGAAACCAGAGAUAUAAGUGGCUACAAGGUUGCUACUCAUCCAAAUAUAUAUGUGUUAGACACUCCUGGUAUUCUAUCUCCUAUAUUUGCUAAUGAUGAAUCUGGUCCCAGGCUAGUUUUGACAGGAGCAAUUAAGGAUUCCUUGUUAGAGGAGUAUGAGAUUGCGCAAUUCCUUCUUGCAAUUCUGAACUCAAGGAAGGAGUGCACGGAGUGGGAGAACCUGAAUCUAGUCGGAGAUAAAUCUUCUUUUGCUGAUGCAGUUCCCACCAGGAGUUGCCAUACUAAAAGGCAGUAUUCCUCAGAUCAUACCCAGGAUUUCAUUGUUAGAGCCGUUCGUCAAGCGCUUUGUGAGACUAUAGCAUCUUUUCAGGGAGACUUAGGAAAUGAUAAUGAUUUAAGAAGAUUGGUAGAAAUCCAGUUUACAUACUUGCAGAAUGCUUUCAGGCUUCCUGCUGAAACAAGUGAGGAUAUGAAUAAACGUGUUGCUAUUAAGUUACUCAAUCUCUAUCGCACCGGAAGGCUUGGCCAUUAUACCUUAGACCAUGUUCCAGAUGUUAGGCAGGAGCUAGCUGCAUAAUCAUCCAAUGUGAAACAUGGGUCAGAGAAGAAUAUAUUCGGAUAAAAAUAGUUACUCGCCGAGUCCGGAAAACGGGUGAAUUACUAUUCACUUGAUAGAUUAAACAUCCUUC